AUGUUGCGACGCAAGGGCAUAGUGUCCCAAGGAAUCGGGAGGCCCAGUUUUCCGCAUGCUGCUCUCACCACCCGCUGGAAUAUGGGGACUGACCAGGGCUAUAUGCAUGAUCCUUCCGCCCAUGGAUUUGCACAAAGGUUCUCCGCACAAAACAGGAAGUUAUCGGAACUGCCGCAGUUUGAUCCUGCAUGCCGCUCUAGUCUGUGUACCAACUUGCCAGAUGUUACACAUCGUUGCGCAACCGGAAAUGCAUCAUUUGAUUUGCUGAACGGAUUUCCAACUUCCUUGUAUCAUCAACCUGUGGAUUUCAGCUUGGACAAUUCAAUGGUCAAAGGAGUUACAAAGACAGCAACAACAACCGCAACCUGCCUUCAGCCCUGGUCGGGGGUUCAUCUGCCACAUAAGAUUCGGUCUUCCUCAUGUUCACAAAGCCAAUCCCGCAUUUUCUCCGUUUUCCCCAACAAAACGCCGCAUGCGGAAAACGUGGACACACUGUGCAUGCGUGGAACAGGGUUUUAUCAGCCACAAAGUAUUCACCACUGUGCGGCCAACAGUCGACUGUGCAGUGACGCUUCGGUUGGUGGGGUUUCUUGUUUGAGUUCUGGUCUGUCCGCAAGAAUGGCGGCACCGAUUAGUCCGUUCGUGAAGUAUAUGAACUAUAUGCGUCAUCACUCGACGAGAGCUAGCCCCGUUACAGUACAAUGGUUGCUUGACAACUACGAGUCUGCAGACGGAGUCAGCCUUUCUCGAAGUGCAUUGUACUCACACUACCUAAGCCAUUGUCUGGAAAACUGGCUGGAGCCGAUGAACCCCGCCUCGUUUGGUAAACUUAUUCGAUCGAUUUUCGUCGGGUUACGGACAAGGAGGCUUGGAACCAGGGGAAAUUCCAAGUACCACUAUUACGGGAUUCGAAUGAAAAGUAACUCCUCCUUGAAUCAGGUCACCGGUGAAACAAGAAGCCAGUUGGGCCAAAAGAAAGAAGGUCCUUAUUCUGGUGGCCGCGCCUGUCCAUCUAUUGGCACAUCAUCCGCCAAGUCUGAAGAAUACAAGUCUGGAACGAAUUCACUCGGAAUUCCUAACGGAGUUUCACGACAAACGUUUGGAGAACGACAAAGUUUGUCCCUUGGAAUGAACUAUGGUUCACGUUCUCUAGGCUCAGCAGGAACCUGCAUUCAUCGAUCAAACUCGGAACAGCGACUGAGUGAUUUGACAAAUGCUGGCAGUAUAAACCAUAAUGUCAACCAACCCUGGCGUGGAUGGGAUAGCAAUUCACGUUCGAUGCAACCUCGGAAUAGCAUGAGAGCGAACAGCCAGAGUAGUUUAACCGGUCCCAUGUGUGUUGGUCCAUCCGUACACCGUAGUACAAGCUGCCGUGGCACACGUCCUCUCGACGUCCGCGGUACAAACGCAUCCAGGAACACCACAAGUUUAGAAUCAGAAACUUUACCAAUGAAUAUCCCAUCGGGUUCUGGACCGUUUGUAUCCAACUGCCCACUGACAAAGACACCUCGUCCGUUAAACACAGGAUCGGAAAGGACCUAUUUCGGUUCAUCUCCUCAUGCGAAGUUCCGCAUUCCGGACCUGAUGGGACUAUGUCAGAUGGCCAAACUAACUAUUACAGAAGCAGAUUUGUUCUCUUGCAACAUCAAAACCGAACCUUACGAAUACGAACCGGAUCUGAGAAACACAACGCAUCCAGUUGUAACGUCCAAAACUGUGGCACAAUUUGUCAAACUGUAUGAAUCGCACUAUUUAUUCUCUUGCAACAUCAAAACCGAACCUUACGAAUACGAACCGGAUCUGAGAAACACAACGCAUCCAGUUGUAACGUCCAAAACUGUGGCACAAUUUGUCAAACUGUAUGAAUCGCACUGUGAGAAAAUUUACUCCUGCAUAUUGAAUCUACGAAUUGAAGGAAUACGCACCUGCUGGCAGCAAUUUUGGCGCUCAGCUGAAGGACAGAUUGUGACAGAUACAUUCAUUUUCAAACAGACUUGGUUUUCACGGGAGAUUCAACUGAUUCCUGCUUGUAAUGGCUUGAAUCACCUAAGUACGCCACACCAGGCCGCUUCAUUUUUCAGUUCUAACCAACUGCCAAAAGAACAGAUGAUCACGUUGUGCGAAGACAGCAGAGUUUGUCAUUUUAUGGAACUCGCAGACCGUACACUGUAUCAGUCACUUCUUGAGUUGAUCAUAAAUGACAGCCUAAAAGCAAUGUCAAUGAAUAUGAUUCAUGGAAUUCGGACGCUCAUCAAACUGAUGGAAGUGAGUAGACUCUGUGGAUUUUUUCAAAACUUUUGUUGUCAAGCUUUGUCUUACUUGAAAAAGAUCAGUUUACUUCCACAAAAUAUUUAA
This is a messenger RNA of Opisthorchis viverrini, 2355 nucleotides long. RefSeq lists its product as hypothetical. Lineage: Eukaryota; Metazoa; Platyhelminthes; Trematoda; Opisthorchiida; Opisthorchiidae. The coding region runs from base 1 to 2355 and encodes 784 amino acids. Gene Ontology annotation, biological process: regulation of transcription by RNA polymerase II. Gene Ontology annotation, molecular function: RNA polymerase II cis-regulatory region sequence-specific DNA binding; DNA-binding transcription factor activity, RNA polymerase II-specific. The transcript is spliced from 12 exons. The record is from RefSeq and is a predicted model, not a curated record.